Messenger RNA from Botrytis sinoallii, 676 nucleotides. RefSeq lists its product as uncharacterized. NCBI's taxonomy places the organism in Eukaryota, Fungi, Ascomycota, Leotiomycetes, Helotiales, Sclerotiniaceae. Bases 127 to 441 code for a protein of 104 amino acids. The transcript is spliced from 3 exons. The record is from RefSeq and is a predicted model, not a curated record.
GACAUUAAGAGAUGGAUUUGCUAGAAGAAAAGAAGACGGUCCCCUCGAGAAAGGUUUGGUAUAAAUCUACAUUCGAUUAAACAUCUCUUAUCUCCAUAGUCAUAUCAAAUCAACCACGAGUUCAUCAUGCUUCACUUGCCAUAUCCAUUUCCGGUCACUACUCGAGUAAUGGAGUAUAAACCACUUCCAGAAAACUCUACCACAGAGAAGUCCGAGCCCUCCAACACCAUGCAACCACUUGAUAUGGUCGAUAUCGAGAAGAACGCCGCGAUUUCGUCGUCCGGAUAUGGCACAAUCCCAUCAUAUACAAGCAAAGAAGGCGUAUUGAGAGCCCCACAGAAACAAGAUGUUCGAGGCAUUUGGAUCAGUUUUGUGCAGAGCCUGGUUGCUGUUGGGAUGUUCACUGCUAUGGCGGUCACUCUUGUUCUAGUGAUUUUGUAGAUGGGUUGGACUCUUUGCUUAUGUCUUUUGCGGAUGACGGAUUUAGAAUGGCGAUACGAUCCGGCAUUGCUGGCGUGUUUAGGAGCAAGGUAGCAUCAGGAUUCCGUACCGGAGCUUGGAUUUUUCUCACAUUGUUUACAGUAUGAUCUGGCAUGCGCUAUGAAUUAUGACUUUAGAUACCUUUUGAGAUUUGGAAUAAACAGUUUUAUACCCUUUACAUGAUUCUUCAUCUGGU